AUGGCUACACACUUUGCCCAUGGGGGUUAUGCACGUUUGAACAAUUUGAAGGCAGUUGCAAAGAAGUAUGCUAGCUUUAUUGGUCCGGGCAUUAUGAUCUCGGUGGCAUACAUGGAUCCUGGAAACUAUUCCACGGGUGUCUCAGCCGGUGCCAAUAAUAGAUUUUCGCUCCUUUUUUUCGUUUUGAUCUCCAAUUUUAUGGCGAUAUUCCUUCAGUCCCUUUGCAUUAAACUUGGGACGGUCACUGGCUAUGAUUUGGCCCGGUGUUGUCGUGAAUAUUUGCCCAGGAGACUUAACUACGUGAUGUGGUUUUUUGCAGAGAUUGCAAUCAUCGCGACUGAUGUUGCAGAAGUAAUUGGAUCUGCUAUUGCUCUCAAUAUUUUGCUCAGGAUUCCUUUGCCAGCAGGCGUUGUAAUCACGAUUGUUGAUGUCUUGGUGGUACUUGCCGCCUACAAGUCUGAUCAACCUCUGGCAAACUUCAUCAGAUUUUUCGAGUAUGCUGUUGCGGUUUUAGUCAUCGGAGUUGUAUCGUGCUUUGUUGCAUUGUUGGCAUACCUUCCUCGCGAGACUACACCAGUCGGGCUUGUCUUUCGCGGCUUUGUUCCAUCAAAGGAGAUGACAGAGAACGGUGGGUUGAGCAUUGCAACCUCUAUUAUCGGUGCAACAGUAAUGAUCCACUCUCUCUUCUUGGGUUCCGGAAUUGUGCAGCCUCGUCUCAGAGAUGGAGUCUACCGGGGAAAAGACUUGACAAUUGAGGAAAAACUCACCGAAUACAUUGAAAAGGAGUACAAACCUCUGUUCGCAGCUAUCAAGUAUUGCUACAAAUAUUCGGUCAUUGAACUAGUGGUGACACUUAUGACAUUUGCAGUAUUUGUCAACGCGGCCAUUCUUAUCGUGGCUGGUGGUUCUCUAUACGAUACUCCCCAGGCUUCUGGAGCAGAUUUGUAUGCUAUCCACGACUUGCUCCUGAAGAUUUUAGCUCCUGUAGCCGGAACUAUAUUUAUGUUGGCUUUACUUUUGUCGGGUCAAAGCGCUGGUAUCGUUUGCACUAUCGCAGGACAGAUGGUGAGUGAAGGUCAUUUGAAUUGGACUUGUAAACCAUGGAUAAGAAGAUUGGCGACAAGGGCCAUCUCAAUUGUGCCUUGUCUUAUCAUAUCAGUUUGCAUUGGCCGUCCCGCCUUGAGUGCUGCUCUUAAUGUCUCGCAGAUUGUCAUUUCACUCCUUCUCCCGCCUCUUAUGAUGCCGCUCAUCUAUUUCACUUGCAACAAGAAAAUAAUGAGAGUCGAGAAGGUGAAGAACAAUGCCAUCGUCUCAUCCACUGGUAAUGGAGAGAGUGAGGAACAAAUUUCAGAGGAAAGCGAUGCAACAGAAUAUCAUCAAAUGGAAAACUCGUGGGUCACAAGUAUAUUUUUGGUUGUAAUCUGGCUUUUCGUGUCAGGUUUAAACAUUUAUUCGAUCAUAUCCAUGGCUCAAACCGGUAUAUACUCGGCAUAA
Messenger RNA from Candidozyma duobushaemuli, 1494 nucleotides. It is a transcript of the gene SMF12, whose product is annotated as divalent metal ion transporter. Gene Ontology annotation, cellular component: plasma membrane. The record is from RefSeq and is a predicted model, not a curated record. Gene Ontology annotation, molecular function: manganese ion transmembrane transporter activity; cadmium ion transmembrane transporter activity. Gene Ontology annotation, biological process: iron ion transport; intracellular manganese ion homeostasis. The transcript has 2 exons. NCBI's taxonomy places the organism in Eukaryota, Fungi, Ascomycota, Pichiomycetes, Serinales, Metschnikowiaceae. Bases 1 to 1494 code for a protein of 497 amino acids.